AUGGAAGAAGCACGGAUAAUCGUGGUAGGCGCGAACGAGCCAGCAAGUCCAGCAAGCCCGGAAACCGGGAAGUCUGGAAGGGAAGAUGAUGCGAUCGCAGACCUGCAGCCCAUCGCAGCGGAGGCUUGCCACCUGCACGGAGAAGUUGGUGCUGGCACCUUGGAAGCCUUGGCAGAAGUUGGUUGUAACGGUGACCACAGCGUCGAUGCAGCGGUGAUGCUGUCACUCACCAAUAGAGCUUGGGAAGUAACCGCUGCAGAGAUAGACCAUGUCCAGCUUCAACGAAGCGACGGAGCUGCAUAUCUUCUGAAGUUUUUGGAGGACAAACUCUGCAAAGCACCAAUUCCAGACACUGGUCAAAGACUUGAGGACAUGCUGAUCCGUCUGAGACGGACACCAGGCGCCUCCAUGACGGAGUGGGCGACUCAAGUGCGGGAGACCUACCGUCGUUUGCAAAGGGCGAUGGCUCGACAGCGAAGGGACAGUGAACUUCGCAAAGCUCAACUUGGAAACCCUGGACACACGGCACCAGUGCCGGAAAAGACUCAAGAAGCUCAGAGACGUAGGUCAGAUGUGACUUCACCGGCUCAAGAGCGGCAAUCCCACACUCCUACUGGUUCGCAAAGGUUUGGGAAUGAUGGCGAUGACUUCAAUCCUAAUCCUGUGCCUGAAGGCGAUCCAGGUCACGAAGAUGCACCAGAGCCCAAUCCAGAUGGUUAUCAACAAGUUCCCACGUCUGAGACCGAAUCUAACCCGGGCCAUUAUGAGUGGUGGACACGUGAGCAGUGGGAUGAUUGGUAUGCCCAGCGACGUCGUUGGCGUGACAAACCUUCAGACGCCUCAACCAAUGUUUCCUGGGAUGACACUGAUGAUGUCAAAGUUCAAUGGGAACAGUUUGACUAUGGUGAAAUGCAGAUUCUUCCCGAAGAGAUUCUAGGAUGGAUUCUACUGCGACGCAGUGGCCUGCCUGCGAGUGCCAGGCUUUCCAUCUUGUCUGCCAUCAACAACUGUUUGGACUUCUCAGUGAUGGAACGGGCCAUGAGGGAUCAAGAAGAAGAGCUGCUGGUGACUGAGGCCCAGAGAAGCCAUGGAGCAGUUCAGCGGCCUCGGCGUUCCUUUUGGAUUGAGUCUGAAGGUCAAUGGGGUUUGUUAGCGGAGACAGAAUUGGAUGAGAUCAAUGAAAACUCCAUUCACUGGGUUGGUGAUCACUUGCCAGCAGAAGUCUAUACUGCAACAGCCCCCGAGCUGACAGAUGAUGAACAAGCCUGGGUGACCCAGCUCCCCAAUGGUCAAGAACUUGAGUGGCAAUGGCAUGAUGAUGAUUUCUAUGCCAUGGAUGUGAACGGAUGUUUUUGGAGCUGGUCAGAGACGAAGACUUGGCUCGACUUUGAGGAGUGCAUGGCGUCAGCUCCAGCAGAUGCCAAGCAGUUUGAAGAGGUCUAUGCGAACUUCCAAGAUCGCAUCCGCACCUUCAAGGGAGGCCACACUAGCUCUGCUCCUACGGGCACUGGUCCUCAACGUCCUGGCAAUCCAGGAUACAAGGGCUGCUUUGUAUGUGAUUCUCGUGAACAUGACUUUCGGACCUGCCCGAAGCGACAGCAGCCCACCGCACCUUCUAGCUCUUCCAGCAGACCUGUGCACUACUCCCACUCCGUGCUCAAUGCUACCAUCUUCAUGGUAUCUGGCGAGACAGAGAAUGUCAUGGGCAUUCCUGAUGAGACCAUUCCUGUUUCUGCUGAAGCGCUUGCGGUUUUGGCUCAGGAGUACCCUGGCCAUGCAGUGAUUGACUCAGGCGCAACUGAAUCAAUAGCUUCUUUGGAAGCCUUGGAUGAAAUCAUGCAGUUGCGUAGCGAACGUUUUGGCAGUGAAGAUGUCGUAGUGCACGAGCAGAAGAAGCGUUUUCGUUUUGGAAAUGGUGAGAUGAAGUGUGCAGAGUCUUUUGUAGAGCUUCCUCAGUUUUUGUCAGGGCACCCAGUGAAACUGGGAGUACACGCCAUGGAUGCUCCGGGUGUUCCACUUUUGAUUUCAGUGAAGACCUUGACACGUUUGCAUGCAGUGGUAGAUUUUUCAACAGCGGAGAUUUGCUUCAAGUCCAUUUCCGACAAGGUUUGGAUUCCCCUGAAGCGUGCCAAGAAUGGCCAUCUUUUGCUGAAUCUCACGCAGGACUGGUUUCAUGGUGAGUCCAAUGUGCUGCACGAUGAAGUUUCACAUGUUUCAGAUGAUGUCAAGUCCCCUGCACAGUAUAAGAGUGCGAAGCAGAUUGUCGAGAUGGAUUCAAUGGUUUUGAGAGAGUGCAAUGAGGCCACUGCACCUUCAGCAGUGGCAAAGGAGAAGCCGAAGGCAAAGCCGAAGAUAUCAGCUUCUCGAAAGAACCGGGAACCCUCCAGCGAACGUUACGACUGGAGCAGGGCGGAAUAUGCCGACCCCCGGGACAGCCGCUGUCAAGGUUUCCCCUGCUGGGGACAGCACCAACCCGAGAAGGAGGGACGAGGAUCUCUCAGCGGCAGGAACGGACAUGCCAAAUGGGAAGUCUGCUCAGUUUGCCGAUUACGCACCCUUUAUGUCCCAACUCAUGGCAGCAAAGGGACAUACAGGAGCGCAGGACCUUUACCUGCGGAUGCUGCACGAGCCAUGGAGAAGGUCAAGGACACCAUCCUCACAGUCCCCGAGGAUCGGGAGACUUUGACCACCAAGGCUGUGGGGAUCAGCGGUGCCAAGGAAUCCCUUAUGAAGAAGCUUGCCAAGUUGGAGAGCGAGGAGAAAGCUCUUCAGACCAAAGGAUCCUCACAGGCAACGGCCUCUGCUACACCGCCUCCAAAGACUGUCACCGAGGUUUCCAAGAAAGCGGCGAAGCGAGAUCAGGAGACCACACCGGAGAAGUUGGAGGAGGCUCAUGCUAUGCUUCUGCAAAGUGGCAUGGACUAUAUCGAGGACGCCAACGCCGCCCUUGAUGAGCUCUAUGGCCAGCGUGUGGAACUGAUGGAAAUUUGCUGCCCCACUGACUCCAGACUCACAGAAACCUUUUUGAAAAAGGGCAGAUCCGCUAUACGAAUUGGCCUGCCUGCCUUUGACCUCAAGACCAAAGCAGGCCUCACCGAACUGAAGGGCAUGUUGCGCAAACAUCGGCCGGCGCUGGCGUGGUUCUCUUUGCCAUGUGGGCCCUACAGUCCUUUGCAGACUCUGUUCAACGAGUCCACUCCUGAGGCGAAAGCCAAAAGUGAAGAGCGGAAAAGACAGUCGCGGAAGUUGAUCCGCAAUGGCAUUGAAGCGGCACGUGAACAGCUUCUACUUGGCGGACAUGUUGGCUGGGAGUGGCCAUCUAACAAUGGUGGAUGGAACCUGCGAGAAAUGAGAGCUUUUCUGAAAGAAUUGGAAGAGCUACAAUGCUAUCACCGAGUGCAUGUGGAUGGAUGUGCCUUUGGACUCCUCAGCACCAAGGGCAACCCUCUACGAAAGCCAUGGAAAAUUGUUUUGACAAGUGGGACUUUAGCUGCUGCUCUUGGAAGACGGUGUCCAAGUCACUCCUUCCAUGAUGAGUGCAUCGGUGGUGAAGAAGCGAGAAAAUCUGGGUUUUACCCACAAGCCAUGUGCGAUGCAAUUCAACGUGCAGUUCAUGAGAUGAUCAAUGAGACCCAGCAUGGUGUUUUUGCUGAAGCCUUUCCAGUUUUUGACACAAAGGGGACAGAGUAUGAGCCAAGGAAGGCAGAGUAUGAACCCCUUACAGAGAAUGAGAGAAAGGCGUCACAAAAACUUUUAGACAAGCUGCACCGCAAAACAGGACACCCUUCAAAUACUGCUUUAGCUGCGACCCUACGACGCCGUGGGGCACAUCCUGAAGUUUUGGAGAUGGCAAAAAAGCUGUUUUGCGAUGAUUGUCAAGAGUUGCGUAUGGCACCACUGCAUGACUCUGUUUCUUUGGAAAAGUCAGAGACAUUGUGGGAAACCUUGGUGAUUGACAAUGCGGAGUUUCCAGCAGAUGGCAAGGUCAUGCAUUGCCUCAUGAUGAUUGAUGAAGCCUCUCGUUUGCUAUGUCCUCAUUUUUUGUUUGAGCAUUCUGACCAGGAGAAUCGAAACUGCACUGGCCAGGAAGCUGUUGAAGGAAUCCGUGAUUCUUGGAUUCGCCACUAUGGUGCUCCAGCAUGCAUCCGGCUGGAUCCGGAAGGAGCCUUUCGUUCUGGAGAACUUCAACAAUGGUGCUCAGAGAGAAGCAUAGAGGUGCUUCCGUGCGUUGCGGAAUCUCAUGGUCAAAUAGGAAUCAUAGAGAGGGCAAUUCAAACUGUGAAAGCCACAGUGAGACAGCUGCUGCAGUCCUCAGAGUUUUCACCUUGGGAGGCAGUAGUACAUGCAUGUCAAUCACACAAUGAGCUUGACAAGAUAGAAGGAUACACUCCUUAUCAAUGGGCUUUUGGAAGACAACCAACUCAUGCUGGACGUUUUCAUGACAAAAGUUUUGAUGACCCUUUCUGGACAUCAUCAGCAGUCCCGGGCAGUAGCAUGGCAACCAAUCUGAAGCUGAGGGUGCGAGCUCAGCAGACCUUCUUGCGACAACAAGCACAAGAACAAGUGAGUCGUGCUCUCAAUGCGAAGACUCGCAGAAAUCAGAUUUUUCUGCCUGGUGACAUGGUCUACUUCAAGAGAGUGAAACCGCCGGCUCAGCCAGCUGCAGCCACGCGGAUGGGUCACAAGCUAUGGCGAUGGUAUGGUCCAGGUCGAGUCUUGGCUUCGGAAACCAGAAGUGAUGCCUAUGGAUGUGAGCGUAGGCCCACGCAUGUGAUCUGGAUAGUGACGCAUGGAAGACUGAAACGCUGCUCACCAGACCAGCUGCGUCAUGCUUCAGAACGAGAACGGAUGAUAGCUGAGAACUCACAAUCUCCUAGCACUACAUGGACUUUCCACAGCAUGGCUCAAACUUUGGUGAAGGGUGAGUUUGAAAUCUUGGAUCAAAACGUUUUUCCUGGUGAUGGUGAGCGAAUGGCAGUAACACCAGGAGUUAGCAGUAGGUCUAGGGCCCGUAGUUCAGAUCCCAGCAGCGUCCCCACCAGUGGUGUACGCUUAGAAAGUCUUGAUGGCAUCGAUCUGGAACGCUAUCUGCGUGAUCCUGCAUAUGAGCCAACUCCAAGUGCCGUGGUGAAAGAGCGCCCAACUUCUGAUCUUUUUCAACAACCUUUGUUCAAGAAGCAACGCAAAGAGCAUUUUGGAGAUGAUGAUCCUUUUGCUGGCUAUGUUGCACAGAACAAAGUUGAGUGGCAUCCUAAGAUGGUGUGUACUUUGGAAUUGCCUCUGCCUGAGACCUCUAGGGAGUGGAAGCGUCUGAAACGUGAGCCUCAAUCCUUCUUCGUGAAGAAAGUUCGAAGUGCAGAAGUGAAAUGGCAUCUUCUCUCUCCAGAAAAGAAGGAGGCAUUUCAGGCGGCAAAGCAGGCAGAGGUGGACCAAUGGAUUCAAGCAGAAGCUGUCAAGAGGGCAGUGGGACCAAUUCCAAAAGGGCGAACUCUGCAAACACGGUGGGUGCUCACCUACAAGGAGAGCGGCGCACCAAAAGCUCGAAUAGUGCUGAUUGGAUACCAGGACCCAGACCUGGAGUCGCUCCAGUCUAGUGCACCGACCAUGUCUCGGAGGACAAGACAGGUGGCCCUCCAGUAUUCUUCAGUGAGACAAUGGCGCCUUCUCAAGGCCGACGUCAAAGCCGCCUUCCUACAGGGCGAAGUUCUCAAGGCAUGCUAUGGUCUGGUGACAGCACCAGCCCGAUGGUUUCAAUGCAUUUCCAAGACCCUGAAAGAACUUGGCUUCCACCAGUGCAAGAGCGACCCAUGUCUAUGGAUUUUUCUUUGCGCGGAUGAACGAGGUGAGAUGCAGACCCAGGGUUACAUAUGUUCUCAUGUGGAUGAUUUCAUCAUUUCGGGCAAUGAGCAGUGCGAAGAAUGGUGCAAAGCCUUGGAGGAAUUUCAUGGGCGCUUUAGAUGGAGCCCAUGGGAAGCCCAGUCAUUUCUCCAUUGCGGCAUUCGUCUACGGGAAGAGCUGGAUUUUAGUUUCUCCUUGGACCAUUCCACCUUUUGUGAGAACAUUGAGCAGAUCACCUAUGAGAAGCGUGCCGACCACGAGCGCGUCACCGAUGAUGAACUGACCCAGCUUCGGGGAGUGCUAGGUGCGUUGCAAUGGCGCUCACACCAGACAGAUGUGUGUUUUGUAGCAUGGUCGGACGCAGCAUUGGCCAAUCGCGUCGACUUUGGCUCUACUGGUGGAUUUCUGGUUGCUGCAGCAAACCCUUGCAUCUUGCGUGGCGAACCUUCUCCUCUUUCUUUGAUCUCAUGGCGCUCUGGCAAGCUGGGUCGAAAAUCACGAUCGACUUUGUCUGCAGAGGCGCAAGCGCUCUCUGAAGCAGAUCAAGAGCUGAUGUUCGUAAGGCUGGCUUGGAGUGAGUUGUGUGGCAUUGCCGUUGAUUUGAGAAAGGCUGAUGAAAGCAUCAGCAAAAUUUCCGGAACAGUAGUCAUAGAUGCAAAAUCUCUUUUUGACGUCCUAGAGAAGCGAGAACUUAAUUCGGCAGCAGUUGGUUUGAAAGAUAAAUACAGAGCUCUGGAAGUGUUAUGUUUGCUGGAGUCAAUAGAGCGAUUGAAGACCAAUGUGAGAUGGGUGCAUUCGGACGCCCAAUUGGCUGAUGCCAUGACCAAACCACUGCCGCCGGGAAUUUUACAUAAGGUCCUCCAUGACGGAAAGUGGACUUUGUGUUACGAUCCCAAUUUCACGAGUGCCAAGAAACUGAAGGAGUAUCAGGCAUUGGCAAAUGAUGCAAUGAUGUCGCAAGUCAGUGACAUCGCGGUGAAAUUCAUUUUGAUUGGUGCCGGGGUGUUGGUGGCCGCAACAAUGCAAGGCUUUGGUUUUUCUUGGUUUGCUGCACAUCAAGUGGCCAAGAUGCGACCUUUGUACUUCGACGCCAUGUUGCAUCGGGAUGUUGGAUGGUUUGACACACAUUCCCCAGGGGCACUGCCAGGUGAAAUGGCCUCUGAUCUGGAUCAAUUCGCAGAAGGCUUCGGCAACAAACUUGGUGUUGCCGUGAUGUCACUGUCCGGAUUGAUCGCGGGUUUGACAGUGGGCUUCACCCUGUCCUGGCAGAUUUCGCUUCUGAUGUUGGUCACUUUGCCAUUGAUGGCUUUGGGAGCUAUUCUGAUGGCAAGUGCUGUUGAAGAUGCAUUGAAAGAAGUUCAGGGUCCAUACGAGAAAGCUGCUGCUUUGGCUGACGAAGUGCUAUUCGCGAUUCGGACCGUGGUGGCUUUCGGCGGUGAGGCCCGAGAGCUUAAGCGCUAUGGAGCAGCAACCGACCUUGCAAAGAGAGGAGGUCUCAAGAAUCGAAUCAAGAUGGGCAUGGGAAUGGGCUAUGUGUGGCUUGUUUACUUUGCAGCGAUGGCAUUGGCCUUCUGGUUUGCAAUGAAACUCAUGUACGAUGGCAACGAGGACCUCACAUCUGGCAAGGUUAUGUCAGCAUUUUUCUGUGUGUUGACCGUGGGCUUCAUGGUUGGCAACAUCGGCCCAGGAUUCGCUGGCAUCGGUGCCGCACAGACAUCUAUGGCCCGCUUCUUCUACGUGGUCAAGCACGAUUCAGAAAUUCAACGAAGACAAGUAGAUGAUCGAUUGAAAAUUGACCGGGUUGACACAUUGCAGCUGCAAAAUGUGCACUUUGCCUACCCUGCUCGACCGGACAUCAAAGUUCUUCAGGGUGUGUCAUUGACGAUCCAGAAGGGCCAGAAGGUUGCCUUUGUGGGGGAGUCCGGCAGUGGAAAGAGCACCAUCAUGGCGUUGCUGGAGCGUUUCUACGACCCAGUCGAGGGCGCUGUACUUGUGAACAAUACAGAUCUCAGGAAGCUGAACAUCCAAUCAUACCGCAAGCAGAUUGGAUAUGUCGGCCAGGAGCCUGUUCUUUUUGCCACGAGCGUCCGAGCCAAUAUCAUGCAGGGAAGCACUGGUGCCACAGAGGAGGACUUGCAGAUUGCUGCCUCCAAUGCCCAGUUGGACUUCGUCCACAAUUUGCCGCAGCAAUUCGAUACCUACGUGGGCUCUGGAGGGUCUCAGUUCUCUGGCGGUCAGAAGCAGCGGAUUGCCAUUGCCCGGGCAUUGCUGAAGAAACCUUCAGUCUUGUUCCUGGACGAAGCCACCAGCGCUUUGGACAGCACCUCGGAGAAGAUGAUCCAGAAGACCAUCGAUGACCUCGGAAAGAGCAGCAGCCUGGGCAGCAUGACAAUUGUAACGAUCGCACAUCGUUUGAGCACAGUCGAAAAUUCUGAUGUGAUCUAUGUCCUUCAGGGCGGAGAGGUCAUGGAGCAAGGCUCGCACAAGGAGUUGACUGCCAAAGAGGGCGGCAUUUACCAAGCUCUUGCUGCUGCACAAGGAGCAGUGAUGAAACGCCAGGUCUCUGACACAGAAGUUGAUGAGAACAAGGUCAACGUGUCCAGCGGGAAGGUCACAACGGCCAUUGCCAAGUCUGAACAAGCGCAGGAGGAGGCAGAGGAUGAGGAUGCACGAGAAGCAAGGAUCGCAAAAACCUACAAGGUCCCAAUGCUUCGCUUGCUGGGUUUCUCCCGCAGAUAUUGGGGUUUCUUCAUCCCUGGAUUUCUGGGUGCAUUGGUGAGCGGAGCUUGCUUCCCCAUUUUGGGUGCAUACAUUCUCGUAGAUGCUAUCGUUGCACUCAUGAAUCCUGACAAGGAAGUGAUGAAGUCCAGUGCAGAGACGGCUGCUAUGUGGUUUGUGGUGUUUGGCGUGGCCAAGUGUGCAGCAACUUCCGUGCAGUUUGGAAGCUUCGGAAUCAUCGCUGAGGUCACGACAAGGGAAGCCCGUGUAGCGAUGUUGACCCACAUGUUCCGUCAAGAGAUUGGCUACCAUGACGAUCCAGAGAAUAGUCCUGGCAAACUGGUCGCAGCUUUGAAGAUCCAUGCUUAUCGGGUCUCGACACUCAUUGUGAACUUCGGUGACAAAGUGGAUGCUCUUUGCUCCGUUCUCGUUGGCAUGGUGAUUGCAUUUUUGGCUUGUUGGGAGAUGGCGCUCGCAAUGCUUCUGGCGAUUCCAAUUUUCGGCGUUGCACAAGGCAUCCAGAUGGCAGUGAUGAUGGGGGCCGAGAAAGCAGAGUCCCAUCUUCUUAAAAAUGCAUCGCAGGUCAUUUCAGACUCACUAUUGAACGCUCGCACAGUCCAAGCAUCCGGAAAUGAGAAAGAUGUAUUGAAGCUCUAUAGCAAUAUGAUCGAAAAGAUGUCCAAAGGCCUCACGAGGGGAACAUUUCUCGGUGCAGUUGGCUUUGGAGUUUCAAGUGCCGUCGUUUUCUGGGUUAUGGCUGGCGGCUUCUACAUCAUGGGCUUGCUCAUCAAGGAAGGAAGAGCUGACUUUCAGUCAGGCCAGCAAGCAUUCAUGGGUAUCCUCUAUGGCGCCAUGGGCGUUGGCAUGGCCUCUGCGCUCACGGGCUAUAUUGCCAAAGCAAAAGUUGCUGCAUAUGUCCCUCGGAUGAUCAUCGACUUACAUUGA
Messenger RNA from Cladocopium goreaui, 9501 nucleotides. NCBI's taxonomy places the organism in Eukaryota, Dinophyceae, Suessiales, Symbiodiniaceae. The record is from the annotation of a GenBank genome assembly.